CUCCCGCUGCCACAGUGCCACUUGCUAGUUAUCUGGUAAUGGCGUCGUCGCCUGCCCUCUCCUCCGCAGCUCCUCCCCUCCUUCGCCACCAGCGCGGCCGCCGCCACCGCCUCCUUACGACGCAAGCCUACUUCAUCCGCUACCGAAUUCCAAACCCCCUCCUCCACCGCCGCUCCUUCAUCCUAUCCUCCGCUUCCUCUCUCCUCCUCACCCAACCCAGCGCCGCCGACACCGUCCCUCCGUCCGACCGCCUACAACCCUCCAUCGUCACUGAUCGCGUCUUCUUCGAUUUCGGCCUCUGCCCUAGCUACCUCCGCUCCGAUCGGCCUCUCGGCUUCGACCUCGCCGCCUGCCCCGACACCGAGCCCCUCGGCCGCGUCGUCUUCGGCCUCUACGGCAAGAUCCUUCCGCAGACCGUCGCCAACUUCAAGGCGGUAUGCGCCUCCGCGGCCUACCGCGGGACGCUCGUCCACAAGAUCAUCCAGGGCCAGUUCUUUGUUGCCGGCCGGCAGGGGCGGAAGGAAAAGCGGGAGGUCCGGCCGCCACCCGGUCUGGCGCGCAACAUGGAGACCGUCGACCCCAAGGCGUUCCAGCUGAAGCAUUCUAGGCCCGGAACCCUAUCACUGUGCUUGUCGGAGAACGAUGAUAAUGAAUCCGUCAAGCUCGAGCCUGAUUACCACAAUGUAGAGUUUUUGGUGACCACUGGGCCGGGGCCAUGCCCACAGCUUGACAACGAGAACAUUGUGUUUGGCACUGUGCUCGAAGGGAUGGAUGUGAUCACCAGUAUAGCUACCAUUCCCACAUAUAAGCCAGCUGAAAGGAUUCGACAAUUUAAUGCUUUUGCACAAUUCCUUGGGGAUGAGAGAGCUCAGAUAGCUCGUAUGAUGUGGAAUCGGCCUCUAGAAACUAUUUAUAUCAGUGACUGCGGGGAGUUGAACGUGGCAACACCUUCACUUUCACCUAGCUUGCCCUAACUUGGCUGUGUAUUUCUGGAAUUGCUCUAUGCCAAAUGCAUCGAAUACCACUGCUACUCGAAGAGGCCUCUGCUGCAGAGGCUCGCCGUGCAAAGCAUCAAGCUCGAUUGCCAGGACGCGAUCGUCCGGUGUCCGACAAUGAGCUCCGAAUAGGAAUAGCCAACUAUAGAGUUCAGAGACAAGGAGAUGCCAGCAACUAAAGCGGCAGCGGCAGAGAAGCCCAAGCACUGAACUCCAUCAAAUCCUUAUCAAAAGUGUAAUUCACAAAAGAUGUGUGCUUGCUUAUGUCCUUUGCCAAGGAGCUACAGAAAACAAAGUUGGUUUCUUGAACAGCAAUUCAUUUUCUUCUUUCCUUCUCAUAUCUCAUCAGGAAUGUUUUGUUGUUUGCAGAUAGAGAAUAGUAGUUUAUAGAGCUUUUUGCAUUCAUACCUGUCUAAAUUCUCAUCGAAGAUUAGCCCCAAAUCAGCUAUUUCACGUUUCAGUUGCUCGAAAGUGAUAGAGUUUGUCCCACCUGUCAAGCCAAGCUUUUACCUUGUCACCAUUGAAGAUUUUGAAGCUAGCUGAACCCCAUCAAGAAGUUCAGAACUUUGCCAAGAUACUUCCGCACAUCGAGCCAUAAUGCGUGCAUGCUGGAGGAGGGACCGGACACCAGUCGCAAAGUGAGAUGCUUUGGUUAAUCAAACUAAUUGUUCGGGUUA
Messenger RNA from Zingiber officinale, 1672 nucleotides. Its product is annotated as peptidyl-prolyl cis-trans isomerase CYP28, chloroplastic-like. Gene Ontology annotation, cellular component: chloroplast. Lineage: Eukaryota; Viridiplantae; Streptophyta; Magnoliopsida; Zingiberales; Zingiberaceae. Gene Ontology annotation, biological process: protein peptidyl-prolyl isomerization. Gene Ontology annotation, molecular function: peptidyl-prolyl cis-trans isomerase activity. The record is from RefSeq and is a predicted model, not a curated record. The coding region runs from base 39 to 974 and encodes 311 amino acids. The transcript has 3 exons.